Molecule: messenger RNA, 1534 nt
Organism: Leptosomus discolor (cuckoo roller)
Lineage: Eukaryota; Metazoa; Chordata; Aves; Leptosomiformes; Leptosomidae
Source: RefSeq, a predicted model, not a curated record
GUUGUCAAAAGAGAAGGCACUGGGACAGAAUCUCCAAUGAUAGGUGAUAAAGUGACCGUCCAUUACACAGGAUGGCUUCUUGAUGGCACAAAAUUUGACUCCAGUCUGGACAGGAGAGACAAAUUUUCAUUUGACUUGGGGAAAGGUGAGGUGAUCAAAGCAUGGGACAUUGCUGUGGCAACUAUGAAGGUUGGUGAAAUCUGUCGGAUUACAUGUAAACCAGAAUAUGCCUACGGCUCAGCUGGGAGCCCCCCAAAGAUACCUCCCAAUGCUACACUGAUUUUUGAGAUAGAACUUUUUGAGUUCAAGGGGGAGGACCUCACUGAUGAUGAAGAUGGUGGCAUAAUCCGAAGAAUCCGUAAAAAAGGAGAAGGCUACUCCAAGCCCAAUGAGGGUGCACUUGUAGAGAUCCAGUUUGAAGGUCGAUAUGGAGAUCGUGUUUUUGACAGACGGGAAUUGCAGUUUGAGAUUGGAGAAGGUGACAACUAUGAUCUUCCUCAUGGUCUGGAGAAAGCGAUUCAAAAAAUGGAGAAAUCAGAGGAAUCUGUGUUCUAUCUCAAACCCAACUAUGGUUUCGGGAGUGCUGGGAAGGAGAAAUUUCAGAUCCCUCCAGAUGCAGAGCUACAGUAUGAAGUGAAACUCAAAAGCUUUGAAAAGGCUAAGGAGUCUUGGGAAAUGAACACAGAUGAGAAGCUGGAACAGAGCGGCAUUGUGAAGGAGAGAGGCACUCAGUACUUCAAGGAGGGAAAAUACAAACGGGCAGCAUUACAGUAUAAGAAGAUUGUGUCGUGGUUGGAGCAUGAAUCUGGACUCUCCGAUGAGGAGGAUACGAGAGCCAGAAGCUUGAGGCUUGCUGCCCACCUUAAUCUAGCUAUGUGCCAUCUCAAACUAAAAGAAUACUCCCAGGCUUUGGAGAACUGCAACAAGGCACUCCAGUUGGAUAGCAAUAAUGAAAAAGGCCUCUUCCGGCGUGGAGAAGCACACUUGGCUGUGAACGACUUUGAAUUGGCCCGGGGAGAUUUCCAGAAAGUGAUACAACUUUACCCAAGUAACAAAGCUGCCAAAGUGCAACUGGUAACUUGUCAGCAAAAAAUACGGGAGCAGCAUGAAAAAGAGAAAAAGAUGUAUGCCAACAUGUUCCAAAGGCUUGCAGACAAAGACUUAAAGUCAGCUGCUGCUCUUCAAAUCGGCCACACUGAAGAUGCAGAAAUGAAAGAUGAGCGGAAUGGAGUUGAAGAUAAAUCAGAAGUUGACACAGAAGCAUAAAACCAAACCCUAUUCCAUUAGUUUUGUAAAUGAAAGAAUUUCCAGUGAAUUAGACCUUUAUUUUUCUACCUGGUUGGACAGUAGCUUCAGGGGAGCAGAGGCUGAAGCCACCAUGCCACAGUCAGUUACAGCUUUGUAUGUCUGUUGAAGCUGAGUGGCAGCAUAAAGCUGGUUUAAUCCUAGGGACUUUAUUUAUUCAGCCUCUGUUCUGUCUGGAUUUACUCUGCUUGGUUUAUUUGCAUUUUGCCAUUGGUGUUUGUCUCUUUCU